AGCAGACCCUGAAAGCUGAGCUGCCCUGACCCCCAAAGUGAGGAGAAGCUGCAAGGGAAAAGGGAGGGACAGAUCAGGGAGACCGGGGAAGAAGGAGGAGCAGCCAAGGAGGCUGCUGUCCCCCCACAGAGCAGCUCGGACUCAGCUCCCGGAGCAACCCAGCUGCGGAGGCAACGGCAGUGCUGCUCCUCCAGCGAAGGACAGCAGGCAGGCAGACAGACAGAGGUCCUGGGACUGGAAGGCCUCAGCCCCCAGCCACUGGGCUGGGCCUGGCCCAAUGGCCUUUAAUGACCUCCUGCAGCAGGUGGGGGGUGUCGGCCGCUUCCAGCAGAUCCAGGUCACCCUGGUGGUCCUCCCCCUGCUCCUGAUGGCUUCUCACAACACCCUGCAGAACUUCACUGCUGCCAUCCCUACCCACCACUGCCGCCCGCCUGCCGAUGCCAACCUCAGCAAGAACGGGGGGCUGGAGGUCUGGCUGCCCCGGGACAGGCAGGGGCAGCCUGAGUCCUGCCUCCGCUUCACCUCCCCGCAGUGGGGACUGCCCUUUCUCAAUGGCACAGAAGCCAAUGGCACAGGGGCCACAGAGCCCUGCACCGAUGGCUGGAUCUAUGACAACAGCACCUUCCCAUCUACCAUCGUGACUGAGUGGGACCUUGUGUGCUCUCACAGGGCCCUACGCCAGCUGGCCCAGUCCUUGUACAUGGUGGGGGUGCUGCUCGGAGCCAUGGUGUUCGGCUACCUUGCAGACAGGCUAGGCCGCCGGAAGGUACUCAUCUUGAACUACCUGCAGACAGCUGUGUCAGGGACCUGCGCAGCCUUCGCACCCAACUUCCCCAUCUACUGCGCCUUCCGGCUCCUCUCGGGCAUGGCUCUGGCUGGCAUCUCCCUCAACUGCAUGACACUGAAUGUGGAGUGGAUGCCCAUUCACACACGGGCCUGCGUGGGCACCUUGAUUGGCUAUGUCUACAGCCUGGGCCAGUUCCUCCUGGCUGGUGUGGCCUACGCUGUGCCCCACUGGCGCCACCUGCAGCUACUGGUCUCUGCGCCUUUUUUUGCCUUCUUCAUCUACUCCUGGUUCUUCAUUGAGUCGGCCCGCUGGCACUCCUCCUCCGGGAGGCUGGACCUCACCCUGAGGGCCCUGCAGAGAGUCGCCCGGAUCAAUGGGAAGCGGGAAGAAGGAGCCAAAUUGAGUAUGGAGGUACUCCGGGCCAGUCUGCAGAAGGAGCUGACCAUGGGCAAAGGCCAGGCAUCGGCCAUGGAGCUGCUGCGCUGCCCCACCCUCCGCCACCUCUUCCUCUGCCUCUCCAUGCUGUGGUUUGCCACUAGCUUUGCAUACUAUGGGCUGGUCAUGGACCUGCAGGGCUUUGGAGUCAGCAUCUACCUAAUCCAGGUGAUCUUUGGUGCUGUGGACCUGCCUGCCAAGCUUGUGGGCUUCCUUGUCAUCAACUCCCUGGGUCGCCGGCCUGCCCAGAUGGCUGCACUGCUGCUGGCAGGCAUCUGCAUCCUGCUCAAUGGGGUGAUACCCCAGGACCAGUCCAUUGUCCGAACCUCUCUUGCUGUGCUGGGGAAGGGUUGUCUGGCUGCCUCCUUCAACUGCAUCUUCCUGUAUACUGGGGAACUGUAUCCCACAAUGAUCCGGCAGACAGGCAUGGGAAUGGGCAGCACCAUGGCCCGAGUGGGCAGCAUCGUGAGCCCACUGGUGAGCAUGACUGCCGAGCUCUACCCCUCCAUGCCUCUCUUCAUCUACGGUGCUGUUCCUGUGGCCGCCAGCGCUGUCACUGUCCUCCUGCCAGAGACCCUGGGCCAGCCACUGCCAGACACGGUGCAGGACCUGGAGAGCAGGUGGGCCCCCACUCAGAAAGAAGCAGGGAUAUAUCCCAGGAAAGGGAAACAGACGCGACAGCAACAAGAGCACCAGAAGUAUAUGGUCCCACUGCAGGCCUCAGCACAAGAGAAGAAUGGACUCUGAGGACUGAGAAGGGGCCUUACAGAACCCUAAAGGGAGGGAAGGUCCUACAGGUCUCCGGCCACCCACACAAGGAGGAGGAAGAGGAAAUGGUGACCCAAGUGUGGGGGUUGUGGUUCAGGAAAGCAUCUUCCCAGGGGUCCACCUCCCUUUAUAAACCCCACCAGAACCACAUCAUUAAAAGGUUUGACUGCGCACCA
This is a messenger RNA of Homo sapiens (human), 2166 nucleotides long. It is a transcript of the gene SLC22A6, whose product is annotated as solute carrier family 22 member 6. Gene Ontology annotation, cellular component: basolateral plasma membrane; membrane; basal plasma membrane. Gene Ontology annotation, molecular function: antiporter activity; prostaglandin transmembrane transporter activity; transmembrane transporter activity. The transcript has 10 exons. The coding region runs from base 278 to 1969 and encodes 563 amino acids. Lineage: Eukaryota; Metazoa; Chordata; Mammalia; Primates; Hominidae. Gene Ontology annotation, biological process: xenobiotic transport; renal tubular secretion; sodium-independent organic anion transport. The record is from RefSeq and is marked reviewed.